AUGCGUCCUGGGGCGGCGAUUCACCUGCUUUGGGUUCUUUUCGCUAUCCUCUCUGUAACCUCUACUGCUCAUGCUGAUUCUCUUCAAGGGAGGGCUCUUUCCUACCUAUUCAGCGAUCCUGUAGGCAGCAGCUCGUCUGCACCGCCUGCUUCUUCUGUGUCGUCGGCUCCCCCUCCAGCCCCAGUUAAUAACGCCGCCUCGUCCAGCAAGCCAGCUCCAGCUUCUUCACAACCUCCAGCGCCAUCCUCGGCUGCUCCGAAAGCGAACCAAAAUGGCUCCACGCAGGCACGUGGGAGUGCAUCUCCGGCGGGCGGAAGCAAUAGCCCUGUGUCGUCGGCCCCCGCGCCGGCAUCAGGAUCCAAUCAAGCACCUGCGCCAGCCCCAGCAUCACCAUCUGUGAACGCUUCCUCGAGUCCCUUGUACCCGGCCGUGUCGGUGCCAGUGGCGUCUUCCACGUCUGCAGCGUACGAUGUGAUGGCUGUACCGACGUCAUUCCCGCAAGCCAAUGUGAACGUGACGUCCAAUGUGACGAUCCCAGCACCUAGUGUAACGGCCACAUGGAAUGGAACAUUGCCACCGAUUAUUGGAAACAUGUACCGUGGCUCGGAGGAAGCUAAAUCGAACUUGCCGACGUUCUAUUACAACAUUGCGAACUCGUCCGUCUCGAAUGACACCAAAACGAUGAUCUGCCAGAUGCAGACCAACUUCUGCGCCACAGCCGGCUGCUCGGACGACACGGAUGAGAUUUCUCACAACUUCUGUGAUGUGUCUCACGGUAUGGCUACAAUGUGCACAUGCAAGAAGAGCUUAUCUCGUCUUCCGCAGUACCAGUGGCCCGUCCAGUCGCAGGACUGCCUCCUUCGUAUGCAGCGUUGUGUGGAUCUGUGCAACAACCAGCGCGAAACGCCUUUCAUGCGACGCUCUGUCUGCAUGCAGAGUUGCCAGGAUCAGAUUGGAAGCAGCUGUGACAAGACUGUGCAGUAUGGUGUGUCUUACAUGGUUGACAAACCCGGCAAACUCCCAACGUAUCAGUUUGUUGAUCAGUCGCAGCCACAGAGUGCAGGCGCUCGCCUGUAUGUCAACCUGGCGCUCAUGUCCUUUACCGCCUUGGCGACAGGUGGCUGGCUCGUUCUUUCAUAG
Malassezia pachydermatis is the source of this 1140-nucleotide messenger RNA. RefSeq lists its product as hypothetical. The coding region runs from base 1 to 1140 and encodes 379 amino acids. The record is from RefSeq and is a predicted model, not a curated record. The transcript has a single exon. NCBI's taxonomy places the organism in Eukaryota, Fungi, Basidiomycota, Malasseziomycetes, Malasseziales, Malasseziaceae.